AUGGCGGACUCUCUGGUUCUGACAGUGCCAGAUAAAAGACAGCAUUAUGGUAAAGAAGCAGGCACAGGGGAAUAUGCAAGAGGCUCUAUCACAACAAUAUUUGACCGAUUCUGGGCCAUACUGCAGGCGCACUUAUACCCUGAGGUGCUUCACCACCCACAGCCCAAAGGAGACAGAGCCGACGGUAGUCGGGUAAUUGGGAACCCUCCUCAAGGCAAAUCUAAGCCCUACGCUACAGGCCACAGCAUCCGUGGCCCUCCCGGACUAAGGGCAGCAGGGGACACACCCCAGAGGUGCCAGCCACACCGGCGGAGAACAAUGAAGCGACUCCUCACACAGAAUGAGAAGACUCUCCGCUCCACCCCGAAAGGGUCGACCCUGGGCCACAACGGGUCCCAGGCUCGUGGCCUACGAGCACCAACCCCCACACAGUUACGGGGCAGGAGAGAGAACCCACCUACGAGACACCACGGCUCUACUCAGCAGAAGCGGACUCCCAGGGUUAACCACAAAAAUGGAAACAAACAGAUGACAAGUGAUUGUUGGGCAGGCGGCGACACGGCUGUACUCCAGGAACGAGCUGGGCGCAGGUACUCCGCUGCAGACUGCACCUACCUAGUCGCCCAACUCCACGGACGACACCUACAGGGGAGCACUGGUCAGACAGCGCUGCUAAUGGGGGUGCUCGACUCGACUGGGGACCAGUACUUGUCACAGAACAGCGGGAGAACACGUGGAGACACCACACUGGGCCAAAGAAUGGACUAUAAAGCAAAACACACCAGUGGCAUCGGAUGA
Molecule: messenger RNA, 798 nt
Organism: Pelobates cultripes (western spadefoot toad)
Lineage: Eukaryota; Metazoa; Chordata; Amphibia; Anura; Pelobatidae
Source: the annotation of a GenBank genome assembly